GCUUGGGGACAGUCUAUGACGGCGGCGCCGUGUGAACCAGAUCCCGCUGCUAGCCAAGGAGAGGCUGGAGCCCGCAGGGGGGCGAUACCGACAGGGGAGGAGGAGCCACAGCACGGCUGGGGCCGCCUCUCAUCCCGGGCUCCCUGGCGGCUCCUCGGCAGGCCCGACUCCUUCUUCCUCCUGAAGGGACAGCAGGCCAGGGCUUCGCAGCGGGCUUCUGGGCGCGCGCGCGCGCGCGGCUCAGCCAUGGCGGGCUCUGCGCUGCAGCGGGGCAUGGUCUCUGUCGUGCUGCUGCUCUGCCUCUUCGUGGCGGUGCCCAGGCUGUUCGGGGGCGGAGGAGGAGGAGCGGGCAGAGCCUUGCGGGGGGGCAAGGCUGGCCCCGGUCGCUACGGUCCCUAUCCGCCCCCCACAGGUGCCUCUGAGAGAGUUCAUCAGUCUCAUCUGAAUUCAGGAAGUUCUGAAAGUAAAACAUACCAAAGCUUUCAGCAGAUGAGGCAUGUAAAGGAAAAGGACAGGAAGAGUGAGAGAACUAGAGGAAGUGGCAAAGACUUAGCUUUUACCCUCAUGCCCUUGUAUGCUAUUGGUGUGGGGGUGUUUGCAGCAUACAAAUUCCUAAAGAUGAAAUCUCAAGAAGGAAGUUCUUCCAAGAAACAGAAAAAUGCAGAAGAUAAGGCAAAAGAAACAGAACAUCAGCUUUUGGAACUGGAGCAGCAUCUAGCACAGACAGAGAAAAUUUUAAAUUCUUUAUUGACUCAGUUAGACCCACUGUCAAACUGUGUUAAUGCUUUGGCUUGUGAACAGAAAGAUGAAAUAAUGACACAGCUCCAGUCCAUUAGACAGCUGAUGAAGGAAAGUGGAUUGGAUAAAUCAGAAAUGAAACUAAAAGAUGUUAAUCACACGUGUAAUGAGAAACUUGAAGAUCUCAUUCAGUCGUUUGGCAGACACACUCAGGAAAAAGCAGAUGACAACGAAGAUCAUAGUAUUGAAGAUGUGCUUGAAGAUGCCGAUGGUUGUUACAAAAAGGAAGAGCACGAACUGGGUGAUGAUGAAGUCACACUUAGUCAGCUGAUUGAGCCAAAGGUGAUAGCAGUUCAAGAAAUAAUGAAUAGAGAGAUACUAGAACCAGAAGAGACUGAAUUAAGGAGGCGUAAUAGAUGUGAAUUAAAUAUGCUUAUAUAAAAUGUUCAAAAUUAAAGAAUUGUUGCACAUAAAGUAUGCACUUUUUAAAAUAUUCUGUCACUGCUAUAUGCUUUUAAAAGUAGAGGUGAAAUCCUGCCCCACUGAAGUCAAUGGGAGUUCUGCAGUUGACUUCAAUGGGUGGCAGGCUUUCACCCAGAAUGUUUACACACAUACUUCUGUUUAUUUUUCCUAUAGAAAAUAUUUCUGUACUAUCUGUAUAUAAUACACUGAAAUUACACAUGGUGCUUCACUAAAGCAUCAAGGUUUCUUAAUACAAUAUUUGUUUUCAUACCUAAUUAAAACUAAGAGGAAAAGAUAA
Molecule: messenger RNA, 1498 nt
Organism: Dermochelys coriacea (leatherback sea turtle)
Lineage: Eukaryota; Metazoa; Chordata; Testudines; Dermochelyidae
Exons: 6
Coding region: 16-1179 (387 amino acids)
Biological process (GO): synaptic transmission, cholinergic; protein localization to cell surface
Cellular component (GO): neuron projection; intracellular membrane-bounded organelle; neuronal cell body
Source: RefSeq, a predicted model, not a curated record